Molecule: messenger RNA, 723 nt
Organism: Pterocles gutturalis (yellow-throated sandgrouse)
Lineage: Eukaryota; Metazoa; Chordata; Aves; Pterocliformes; Pteroclidae
Gene: GEMIN8
Product: gem (nuclear organelle) associated protein 8
Exons: 3
Coding region: 13-693 (226 amino acids)
Biological process (GO): spliceosomal snRNP assembly
Cellular component (GO): SMN complex
Source: RefSeq, a predicted model, not a curated record
ACUCCACAAGAGAUGGAAGACACUGAGCCAUGGUAUUAUCACCAAGUGUAUGCAAGAUACUGGAAGCACUAUGACUUAGCCAUGCGCUGGAUGCGUAGACACCAGAAAGCCUACAGGAAAGCCGUGGAGUCCUUUUAUCACUUACCAUGGCAUCCUUCUGCAGCCUCUCCAAGUACCCGUUACUCAGAUUGGGACGGGAAUGAUCUCCCACGUACCCGCAACUAUUCUUCCAGCUAUAGCCCACAUGGGAGAGCUCAGUACCGUGGCGGAGCUCAGCAGUACACAGAUGCAUACCAAGGGGGGGAGGAUGCUGACAGGGACUCUGAAAUGGAGGAGGGCUCUGAGUCUGAAGGGGAGAUAGAAUAUGACUUGAGUAACAUGGAGAUUACAGAGGAGCUUCGUCAGUUUUUCGCACAGACGGAGCGGCACCGGGAGGAGCUGCGGAGACAGCAGGAGCUGGAAGCUGAGCACCAGUAUGUGGAGGCUGAUCAAGACCUUCACAAGAGGACGGGGCGUUCUGUGCAGCCGCCUGCAGAAAGACCUGGGGAGAGGCGAAUGGCAGAAAUGAAGAAACUGUAUGGUGCUGAAGCUGCCAAAAUCCAGGCAAUGGAGGCUGCCAUGCAGCUGAUCUUUGAUAGAAACUGUGACAAAAAGCAGCCCAAAUACUGGCCCAUUAUUCCCCUUAAGCUCUAAGUACCUGGACUGUGCUCUGACCUGGCACAG